Messenger RNA from Haliotis rubra (blacklip abalone), 1081 nucleotides. Its product is annotated as neuronal membrane glycoprotein M6-a-like. The record is from RefSeq and is a predicted model, not a curated record. Gene Ontology annotation, cellular component: plasma membrane. Lineage: Eukaryota; Metazoa; Mollusca; Gastropoda; Lepetellida; Haliotidae. The coding region runs from base 86 to 853 and encodes 255 amino acids. Gene Ontology annotation, biological process: neuron projection development. The transcript is spliced from 8 exons.
UUUUCGAAAUAUUCAGGUGUACCUGACAGGUAUUUUAUGCGUUUUGGAUCCUAAAACAGGCCGGGUUUUGAACGCAUCUGUCAAUAUGGCUUGUAUUGACUGCCUUGGUCGGACCCCGUUCGGGUCCCUGCUGGCUAUGAUCAUUGUGAUCGUGGGGGUCUGCGUCUUCUGUGGCACAUCCUAUCAGGCCCUCAAAAUCUUCAUCGAUGACAUCCUCAACGAUUUGUUUAACUUCAAAGUGGGAUGGCUGGAGGUUAUCCAGGUGGUGUUUGUCGUGCUGGCUGUUAGCAUGGGAGUCUUCGCUAUCAUCCUUCUCAUCUUUGGGCUGCUCGCUACCGGAGCAACAAGGCAGAAUGUGUACUCCGGAGCCAAGUGUAUCAUGGGAGGCAGAAUAUCUGCAGCUUUCUUCAUGGCGAUAUCGUACAUUCUGAAUUUGGCCUGGAUCAUCAUCAUGUCAUUCUCCGUCGUCCCGAUGAUAAUGUAUGGAGCACUGGCAGCCAUUUGCAAUCACGAGGUCUACAGCCGUAAUGCACAGACAAUUAACUACUGCUUCAACCUCACUCAGUUUGGUAUCUACCGGAAUAAGAGGAUGUGUAUAUGUCUACAAAAUGAACUGAAGAGGAUGUGUGUUAAGACAACAGAAGCUGGUCCUUUAUUCUGUGUGGCCUACAUCAGUGCGCUGCUCAUUGUUUUGGGGAUGAUUCACUUCAUGAUAUGUCUGGCAUCCAACUACACACGCAUCAGGAUAUCGAAGGAACUGACGGAAUACAGAGACGCCGUUGAGAUGGAGGAGCUCGAGAUCCAGAGCGUGGACCGGCUUCAGAAGGGUCCUCCGCCCUACCUCGGCGAUUGAGCAACAGAGAGUAGGAACUAGAAUGGGAAGAGAGAACACUGGACAAAUGAGAUUCACUGUUUCUAGUUCAGGUCACCUCCAGUUUGUGUAUCAGCUGUCAGCAGUGGCCAUAAUUCCAUACCGGAAAUAGUAAUAGUAAUACAACUAGUAAUUUAAUUACUUACCCACAUAAAAAUAUUUUAAAAUUGUAGUACUGAUUUUGAUUGAUAAUGUAAUUUUUAGACUUUU